Tympanuchus pallidicinctus (lesser prairie-chicken) is the source of this 2074-nucleotide messenger RNA. It is a transcript of the gene SLC25A30, whose product is annotated as solute carrier family 25 member 30. Bases 352 to 1227 code for a protein of 291 amino acids. The transcript has 10 exons. Gene Ontology annotation, cellular component: mitochondrial membrane. Gene Ontology annotation, biological process: mitochondrial transport. The record is from RefSeq and is a predicted model, not a curated record. NCBI's taxonomy places the organism in Eukaryota, Metazoa, Chordata, Aves, Galliformes, Phasianidae.
GCGCGUUGAAGCCGGAGCGCGGCGGUGCGGGGCGGGGCCGUGCGAGCAGCGGUGCGGAGGUCUGUAGCGCUUGUGCUGUCGGCAGCACGCUGUUUCUCGGUGCGUUCGCCGAGCUGGGCGAUGUGUCGCAGGCAUCUUGUUGCAAUCGAGUUUACUUGUGAGUUUUGGAAGACGAGUAUGCAGGAAGUUUCCUGCUAACCCAGCACGCGUUCCUUUGGGUGUCGUCUCCGCGUUCCUGUUGACGUUCGGGUAGCGGCGGUGCGCUGAGCACGGCCGCGUUUUUUAAUCGAAAAGCUGAAGGCGUCCGUUCGUCUUACGUCUGGAGUCGGAUUUCAGAAAGAAGAGGUAGUUAUGUCAGCACUGAGCUGGAAGCCCUUUCUCUAUGGAGGCUUAGCAUCAAUCACUGCAGAAUGUGGUACUUUCCCAAUUGAUCUGACUAAAACACGUCUGCAAAUUCAAGGUCAAGUUAAUGAUGCCAAAUAUAAAGAGAUCCGCUACCGAGGAAUGAUGCAUGCCCUGGUCAGAAUAUUCAGAGAAGAAGGAUUGAAAGCCUUAUACUCUGGGAUUGCGCCUGCAAUGUUACGCCAGGCUUCAUAUGGAACUAUAAAAAUAGGCACUUACCAGAGCUUAAAAAGAAUGUUUGUUGAACAUCCAGAAGAUGAAACUCUGAUGAUAAAUGUUCUGUGUGGCAUUCUUUCGGGAGUAAUUUCAUCAUCUAUUGCCAACCCGACAGAUGUCUUAAAGAUCAGAAUGCAAGCCCAAGGCAGUGUGAUUCAAGGAGGAAUGAUGUGCAACUUUAUCCAGAUCUAUCAAAACGAAGGAACUAAAGGAUUAUGGAAGGGGGUAUCUCUGACAGCACAGAGAGCUGCUUUAGUUGUUGGAGUGGAAUUACCAGUAUAUGACUUCACCAAGAAGCAAAUAAUCAUGUCUGGAUAUAUGGGAGACACAGUGUAUACUCACUUCCUCUCGAGUUUUACUUGUGGGCUAGCUGGAGCCCUAGCAUCCAACCCAGUUGAUGUGGUGAGAACACGCAUGAUGAAUCAGGCGAGCCAUCCAAAUGGGGGGCACUCAAACUACAAGGGUACUUUGGAUUGCUUGUUGCAAACCUUGAAGAACGAGGGCUUCUUUGCACUCUAUAAAGGGUUUUGGCCGAACUGGUUAAGACUUGGUCCUUGGAAUAUCAUUUUCUUUGUGACAUAUGAACAGCUGAAGAAAUUAGACUUGUGAUGUCCUGACCCAUAGACUGAAUUCAGCUCACUGGCUUUAGAGCAACUUGCAAGUUACCUUGAGUAGAUCCAAGGAAGAGGUAAUCAGAAGACUUUGGAGGAGAGCCAUCUAGAAGUGAAGUGACUUCUGCAAACUCUGGCUUCUUUGACACAGUGGCUUGCUCACGUGAUUAAGUGGAUGAUGUGCACUAUUUUUGAGUCUGAACCAAAAGAAAACACCAAAAACAGCAAUGCCAAAUGGCAGAGACGCUCACAGAAUCAGCAACAACUGAGAAUGCUGACAUCCCACAUAGGUGUCCCCCCCCUCCAAAAGGCUGGAGCAGCCUGGAAGGGAUGCCAUCUGUGCCUUAAAAUAGGAACCACUAAAAGGCCAGCCACCAAAAAGCAAUAUUCCCCCACAUAGCACCCCCAAAAGGCUGGUUCCCUACUAUGAAAACAAAACACAGCCUCCAAAAGCAGACACUUCCACAGAGAAUUUUUGUACCUCUCCAAAAUAGCCACUAACCCUAGAAAAGGUCUUGGAGGUCUUCUCUGACCUUCAUGUUUCUAUGAAAUCCCCAGUGUCUGAAGACCCUAUCCAUCAAGUAAUAACCCAGAUAGGCAACUCUUCCCCCUGGGCUUGUGCUCACUCUGGCUGCCCUGUGGAUGGGCAUCCCACCACAAGUUCAUGGUUAGGAGGUGGGUUGUUAAUAGCAUACGAGGCCAUUUCUCAGGUCAGAUGGGUUUUGUGUAUCUGCUCACAUUCAUCUUCACUGUAGUUGUUGCCACGCUGCAAUUGAAAUAUUUGUAAAUACUUUUGUACAAAUUAUGUCUAACUUUUAUUAUGUGUAUUAAAGAUUUUGAAAUAA